This is a messenger RNA of Colletotrichum scovillei, 2053 nucleotides long. Its product is annotated as dihydroxy-acid dehydratase. Bases 251 to 2053 code for a protein of 600 amino acids. The transcript is spliced from 2 exons. Gene Ontology annotation, biological process: branched-chain amino acid biosynthetic process. NCBI's taxonomy places the organism in Eukaryota, Fungi, Ascomycota, Sordariomycetes, Glomerellales, Glomerellaceae. Gene Ontology annotation, molecular function: dihydroxy-acid dehydratase activity. The record is from RefSeq and is a predicted model, not a curated record. Gene Ontology annotation, cellular component: mitochondrion.
GUGUCCCUGUGACUGUCCCUGUGAUCUCGGGUCUUUCUUCCACCGCACCUCUUUUUUCCUUUUCUUCGUGACUCACCUGGCAUCAAUUUAAAAGAGGAAAAAGAAUCGAGGAAACAGAUUCGAAAAAGGAGAUCAAUUGGGAACUCAAUUGAACAUCACUCUCUUAUACACGCCUCAUCUUUCCCUUUCCCUUCACCCCCCCUUCCGCUGCGUCGUCUCCUGGGGCUUGCCCGGUGAUACCCUCGACGAAAUGCUCUCCCGGUCCAUCGCCCGCCAGUCACAAGCUCUCAGAGCUGCGACAAGGCGUCCUACCUUUGCCAGCCAUGCACGCCUCCUCUCCUCCACCGCGCCCCGACGCGCCGACGAGAAGCUGAACAAGGUCUCGGCCAACAUCACCCAGCCCAAAUCCCAGGGCGCCUCCCAGGCCAUGCUGUACGCCACCGGCCUGUCCGAGGACGACAUGAACAAGGCCCAGGUCGGCAUCUCGUCCGUCUGGUACGAGGGCAACCCCUGCAACAUGCACCUGCUCGACCUCUCCAACCUCGUCCGCAAGUCCGUCAAGGACGCCGGCCUCAUCCCCUACCAGUUCAACACCAUCGGUGUCUCGGACGGCAUCUCCAUGGGCACAAAAGGCAUGCGCUACUCCCUCCAGUCCCGCGAGAUCAUCGCCGACUCCAUCGAGACCGUCAUGAACGGCCAGUGGUACGACGGAAACAUCUCCCUGCCCGGCUGUGACAAGAACAUGCCCGGCGUCGCCAUCGCCAUGGGCCGCGUCAACCGCCCCAGCAUCAUGGUCUACGGCGGCACCAUCAAGCCCGGCUGCAGCAAGAGCGGCGAGUCCAUUGAUAUCGUCUCCGCUUUCCAGGCCUACGGCCAGUACAUCACCGGCGAGAUCACCGAGGAGGAACGCUUCGACAUCAUCCGCAACGCCUGCCCCGGCUCCGGCGCCUGCGGAGGAAUGUACACUGCCAACACGAUGGCCACCGCCAUCGAGACGCUCGGCCUGACGAUGCCGCACAGCUCCAGCAGCCCCGCCGAGGAUCCCGCCAAGAAGGCGGAGUGCGAGAACAUUGGCUCCGCCAUCAAGAACCUCCUCAAGGAGGACAUCCGCCCGCGCGACAUCAUGACCCGCCAGGCUUUCGAGAACGCCAUGGUCGUCGUCAACAUCCUCGGAGGCAGCACCAACGCCGUCCUCCACCUGCUCGCCAUCGCCGACUCCGUCGGCAUUAAGCUCACCGUCGACGACUUCCAGGCCGUCUCGGACCGCACGCCCUUCCUGGCCGAUCUGAAGCCUUCCGGAAAGUACGUCAUGGCCGAUAUGCACCGCAUCGGCGGCACCCCCGGUCUGCUCAAGUUCCUCUUGAAGGAGGGCUUGAUUGACGGCUCCGGCAUCACCGUCACCGGUAAGACGAUGAAGGAGAACGUCGCCAGCACGCCCGACUUCCCCGACGACCAGCCCAUCAUCCGCCCCUUCAGCAACCCCAUCAAGCCGACGGGCCACAUCCAGAUCCUCCGCGGCCAGCUCGCGCCCGGCGGCUCCGUGGGCAAGAUCACCGGCAAGGAGGGCCUCGUCUUCACCGGCAAGGCGCGCGUCUUCGACGAGGAGGACGGCUUCAUCGCCGCCCUGGAGCGCGGCGAGAUCAAGCAGGGCGAGAAGACGGUCGUCAUCAUCCGCUACGAGGGCCCCAAGGGCGGUCCCGGCAUGCCCGAGAUGCUGAAGCCCAGCUCCGCCAUCAUGGGCGCCGGGCUGGGCAAGGACGUGGCGCUGCUGACGGACGGACGGUUCUCUGGCGGCUCGCACGGGUUCCUGAUUGGGCAUAUCGUGCCGGAGGCGAUGGAGGGCGGUCCGAUCGGGUUGGUGCAGGACGGGGACGAGAUUACGAUUGACGCGGAGAAGAGGGUGAUCGAUACGAAUGUGUCGGAUGAGGUGAUGGCGGAGCGCAGGGCCAAGUGGACGGCGCCGCCGCCCAAGUAUACCAAGGGUACGCUGAAGAAGUACUCUGCUCUUGUGAGCGAUGCUAGCUCCGGAUGUGUCACGGACGGCAAGAUCUAA